This is a messenger RNA of Pyricularia grisea, 1359 nucleotides long. RefSeq lists its product as uncharacterized. The transcript has 2 exons. Gene Ontology annotation, molecular function: 2-(3-amino-3-carboxypropyl)histidine synthase activity. Bases 1 to 1359 code for a protein of 452 amino acids. NCBI's taxonomy places the organism in Eukaryota, Fungi, Ascomycota, Sordariomycetes, Magnaporthales, Pyriculariaceae. Gene Ontology annotation, biological process: protein histidyl modification to diphthamide. The record is from RefSeq and is a predicted model, not a curated record.
AUGGAGGACGACCGUGCAGAGGUAGAUCUCGGCAUUGCGGCCGACAUCGAGCAAACACAAAUUGCUGCAGAAGUUACUGCAGAUCCAGGAUUGAAGCAGCCGAAGAAGCGAUUUGUUGGUCGCAGGACGGCGGCUCAGGCAGCGCAAAGCGGCUCUUGUGGUGGUGAUGCCCCAGCAGUGACAAGCGGGGCUCCGAAACGGGCCCCUCGUCUGCUCAACCAGGUGCCCCAAGAGUUGUUAGAUGACACCGAGCUCAAGGAGGCCAUAAGUCUGCUACCAGCAAACUAUUCUUUUGAGAUCCACAAGACUAUUCACAGAAUCCGUUCCUUGGGGUCCAAGAGGGUUGCGCUGCAGAUGCCCGAAGGCCUCCUCCUCUUUGCGACCACCAUAUCAGACAUCCUGACACAGUUCUGCCCGGGCAUUGAGACGCUCAUCAUGGGUGACGUGACCUACGGCGCGUGCUGCAUCGAUGACUACACAGCCCGGGCCCUGGGUUGCGAUCUGCUAGUCCACUACGCACACAGCUGUCUGAUUCCUGUGGAUGUUACAAAGAUCAAGACCUUGUACGUCUUUGUCGACAUCAGCAUCGACACGUCGCACUUGUUGGCAACUUUGGAGCGCAAUUUCGCUUCUCCUCGCACUAUUGCCCUAGUUGGCACUAUUCAGUUCAACGCCACCAUUCACGGCGUGAAGUCUACGCUAGAGAAGGCUGGAUUCUCUAUUGUUGUCCCUCAGAUUGCACCUCUUUCCAAAGGCGAAAUCCUGGGUUGCACAUCUCCGGAUUUGACACGACGCCCUGGCGCAGCCGAGACACCAAUAGAUAUGAUCUUGUAUCUUGGUGAUGGCCGCUUCCAUCUUGAGAGCAUUAUGAUACACAACCCAGACAUCCCGGCCUACCGUUACGAUCCCUAUUCCCGCAAACUCACGCAUGAAGAGUACGGCCAUACGGAGAUGCAGGACCUGCGGCGGCAGGCCAUCCGCACAGCCAAGACAGCUCGCAAGUGGGGGCUCAUUCUCGGCUCACUGGGGAGGCAAGGCAACCCCCAUACGCUAGAGCUUAUUGAGCGCAAACUGACCGCGCUUGGAGUCCCCUUUGUGAAUCUGUGUCUCAGUGAGAUCUUCCCUGGAAAGUUGGCUGCUAUGGGGGACGUUGAAUGCUGGGUACAAGUUGCCUGUCCCCGUUUGAGUAUAGACUGGGGUUAUGCAUUCCCACGCCCGCUGCUCACUGCCUAUGAAGCCUUGGUUGCUUUAGGGGAGAAAGAAGACUGGGGCAAGGGGGUGUAUCCCAUGGAUUAUUAUGGAAAAGAAGGAUUGGGCAGGACUAAACCUCUUAGUUCCAUCGAGACGAUAGUAACCUAG